Messenger RNA from Acanthosepion pharaonis, 1419 nucleotides. NCBI's taxonomy places the organism in Eukaryota, Metazoa, Mollusca, Cephalopoda, Sepiida, Sepiidae. The record is from the annotation of a GenBank genome assembly.
AUGAUUCAUAAGUUAUUCUUUACUUUCGUUUUUUUUUUUGCUGAUAAAUCAUUUUGUGUCACCUUUUUUUUAUCCAGAAAUUAUUUUCUUUUUCAUUCAGAAAAUGUUUUCUUUCUUUCUUUCUUUCUUUCUUUCUUUCUUUCUUUCUUUCUUUCUGUCUUUCUUUCUUUUCAAUCUUUCUUUCUUUCUUUCUUUCUUUCUUUCUUUCUUUCUUUCUAUGAUGUUAUUUGUUAUUUGACUCUUUGUUUUCUUUUCUGUCAUUUUUUUCUAUUUCGUUGGUUUCUAUUUUUCUUUUUCUUUUUUUUUAUUCCUUUUACUCUUUUUUCAUUCAUACAAUUAUUUUCCCUCUUUGCGCCUUUUUUUAAAAAAAUUCUUUCUUUCUUUCGUCUUCGCUUUUCUUUUGUCUUCUACCUCUUUCUGUAUCGGCUGCUCUUUUACUCUUUUCCUCACUUUUCACUUAAUUCUUUUUUUUCCAUCCUAAUUUAUUCUUUCUCAUUCCGUGUUUCGUUUCAUUUCUCUAUUGCAACUACAACCCCAUCUGCUGCAACUGGAAACCUUUCUGAUGCAAUACUGUCUGCUGUAGCUGCGCUUGUGUCUGCAACUGCAACCCUGUUUACUGCAACCCUAUCUGUUGCAGCUGCAACUGCAACCCUGUUUACUGCAACCCUAUCUGUUGCAGCUGCAACUGCAACCCUGACUUCUACAACUUUAACCCGGUAUUUCCCUGCAUCAGUGGUUAUUCUUGUACAGUUGUAUUCGUCUCCCUGUCACUGUUUUUCAUAUUAUUUUCUUGAUAAUAAUAUUUUGAUCUAUUUGUUUUCUGCCCUUUCUUUUCUUUUCUUUUUCUUUUUUAAACUUCUGCCUCUCUCUCUCUCUCUCUCUCUCUCUCUCUCUCUCUCUCUUCUUUCUCCUCACCUUCUCUCAUUUUCUUUCUUUUUUUCUUCAUUCAUGCGUUCGUUUUUUCUUCCUUUAAAUCUCUUAAUAUCUUUCUUUUUACUUUCUUUCUUAUUUUUUCUUUUUCCUUCUUUUUCUUUCUUUCUUUUUCUUUCUCACUAUGUUUUUUUUCCAACUGCGAUCAUUUUUCUUCCACUUCUUAUCUUUCUUUCUUCGUAUUUAAAUCAUUCUUUUCUUUUGUAUACACCUCUUCCUUUUUCCUUUUUAUUUCUCGUUCUUUCUUUUUUCUUUCUUUCACUUCCUUUUCCUUUAUUCAUGUCCAUUUUUUUCGUUCUUUCUUUCUUUCACUUCCUUUUCUUUUCUUUAUGCCCAUUCUUUCUUUCUUUCUUUCACUUCCUUUUCUUUUCUUUAUGCCCAUUCUUUCUUUCUUUCUUUCUUUCUUUCUUUCUUUCUUUCUUUCUUUCUUUCUUAGUAAUAAUAUUUCUUUCUCAAUGUAAUUUUUUUCGUCUGCGAUCAUUUGCAUAA